GCACAGACUAAACUUCUACAGAUCCACUCCAGAAAUUUAAUCCGACCUGGAUUUCUGAAUCGUUCCAGAUGACCACUGAAGAAACUUCUCAGGAAGUCACAGCAGCUUCUCAUCCUUCCUCAUCAGACCUACUAAUAAUGGGCUUCAGUAACCCUGACCCUAGUCCUGGUACCAACUCCCUGCCCCUAACAGAGGAGCUUCUCCAACAGCAGUGCAGAGAUGAGAAAACCCUACAAGAGAGAUGAUGGGAAAAGUCAGUGUUCCCUCAGAGUAAAAAAAAAAUUGUGGGGCACAUGAGACAGAGGCACCUCGAGCACACCUUGUUAGGUGAAAGGAAGCCAGAAACUCUUCCUCAGGUGACAGAGCAGAAUAGACACAAGUGUGAAUGUCGAUACUGCCAGAGUUAUAGGCAGCGUAUUUCUGGGAUCCCUUCAGAGAGGAAUGGAGUCCCAGAUCCUUACUCCUGGAAAUCCCUCCUACAGGGACUCGGUGGCUUGACCCACAGCCUGGGUACCUGGCAGCCCUGCCUUCUGCCAGAAGGGGGGCUCCAACAGCAGGAGACAGAGGAGAAGUGCCAAUAAGAGAGGAAGCAGGAAAGCAAAAGAACAUUUCAGAGGCUCCUAAAACAGUGGUUAAAAGGAAACUGAGACUCUUGUCCUCACGUGAUGGAGGCUUGACAGGAUUCAGACAUGGAUGCUAGCAUUGCCAAAUCCUCUGCGUGGAUUCCUGUUGGGGACCGAACUGUAAGGAAUAACAAGAGCAGUGU
This is a messenger RNA of Loxodonta africana (African savanna elephant), 766 nucleotides long. It is a transcript of the gene FAM156B, whose product is annotated as family with sequence similarity 156 member B. Lineage: Eukaryota; Metazoa; Chordata; Mammalia; Proboscidea; Elephantidae. The record is from RefSeq and is a predicted model, not a curated record.